AUGUGCGGGACCAGUUCGCAUGACCUCUUCCCUGAGAAGGACUCCAACACAGCUACUGGAAAGAGCCUUACUCGCAACUGGACAAUGAAGGCGGCUUUGGAGCAACAUCAACUAGUCGGGCGAGAGGGAGCAAUGUCUGAAGUCAUUAAACUAAUUCGUGAAGAGGGUGAUCGUUUACAUGUUAUCUCCGUGUGGGGAAUGGGUGGCAUGGGGAAAACCACCCUUGUUAGAAGUGUCUACGGAAGCGAAGAGCUUAGUGGCAUGUUUCAGAAGAGAGCUUGGGUUACCAUAUUGCAUCCUUUCAACCGUGAGCAGUUCUUUAGGAGCUUAGCCAUGCAAUUACACUCAGAUGAUACCGGAAAGGACGUUAGCUUGAUGGGAGAUGGCACUGAAAAAAGGUUGCAAGUGAUGGAAAUUGCGGAUUUGAUAAAAGAGACAUUCCGGCUUUUAGACAGGCUAACGUACCUCAUUGUUCUCGAUGACCUGUCGUCCAACACAGAAUGGGAUUCAAUAAUACCGCAUUUCCCUAAGGAUGAGAUGACCAGUCGGAUCAUAAUCACCACAAGGGAAGCAAGUGUUGCUAGCCGUUGUUCCAAGAAAUACAAGCUGAGAUCUCUAGGGGAUGAUGCCGCACUAGACCUCUUCAAAAAGAAGGUGUUUAGUGGUACUGAAAUGGUUGAUUUAACCGGUACCAUGAGGGAUCAGGCAGAACUUAUUCUUAAAAAGUGUGAUGGGCUUCCCCUUGCCAUUGCCACUAUAGGUGGCUUUCUAGCAACCAAACCCAAAACAAGUUUGGAAUGGAGGAAACUGAAUGAUCAUAUCAGUGUGGAGUUGGAGAACAAUCCAGAACUUGAAAUGAUAAAGACAGUCCUUAUGUCAAGUUAUGAUGGUUUACCAUAUCAUCUCAAGUCUUGCCUUCUGUAUUUCUCAAUUUUUCCGGAAGACAAAAACGUUAGACAUGGACGGCUAAUAAGGCGGUGGAUUGCUGAGGGUUACUCAAAGGAAAUGAGAACCAAAACUGCCGAGGAAGUAGCCGAGGAAUACUUUACUGAUAUUAUUAACAGGAGCAUGGUGCAACAACUGAAAACUAGAGCUCCUUACACUGGGAAAAUUACUGAUUCCUGCCAAGUUCAUGAUCUAAUGCGUGAAAUAUGUAUCUCAAAGUCAGACGAGGAGAACCUUGUUUUUGUACUGGAUGAGCAUUGCACCUUGCAACCUACAGAUAAAAUACGGCACCUUGUUGUGCGCGGUAGUUGGAGCAGAGACCAAAAGAAGAAAGUGUUGGGAAGUGUAUUGGACGUGUCCCACAUUCGAUCCCUGACUGUAUUUGGAGAGUGGAAAUCUUUUUUCAUUUCUAAGAAAAUGAGAUUGCUUCGGGUGCUUGACUUAGAAGACACCGAAAAUCUGCGGGAUCACGACCUUGCGCCAAUUGGGAAGCUUCACCACCUGAAGUACCUAUCUUUAAGAGGUUGCUUAUAUAUAUACCAUCUCCCAGAUUCAUUUGGUAAUCUGUCAGAGCUGGAGACACUGGAUAUAAGAAGUACAUUUGUGGUCACAUUGCCAGCAAGCAUCACAAAGCUCUCAAAGUUAAAAUACUUCCGUGCCGGUCUCGUACCUACAGAUGAUGUGCUUCCCAGCAGUUAUGUCAGAGAAAUUGAUCAGCCCUUGAAGGAGUUUGGCUUAGCAGCUUACAAGAGCUACGUACAGAAAAAAUCCAUUCAUGACUUGGAUGCAGUACCAUAUCUCUUCUUUCAGGCCCGUAUCUGGUUGCGAGGGUGGGAUGAGCAUGGCAUGAAAGUGCCCAGAGGGAUUGGGAGAAUGAAGGCCCUGCACACACUGGGUGUUGUCAACAUUGCACGGGCGAGGGCCAUGCCAAAGGAGCUGAAGAAGCUUACUUGGUUGCGUAAGCUUGGAGUGACUGGCAUCAACAAGAAAAACUGCAAGGAGCUCUGCUCUGCUAUCGUCAAUCAUGGCCGCUUGCUGUCCUUGUCGAUGCGCGCCGAGGGUGAGCCUGGCUUAGAAGGAUGUCUGGAUGACUUGUCCCCUCCUCCAGAUAGCCUCCAAAGCCUUAAGUUGUAUGGCUAUCUGGUCAAAUUGCCUACAUGGAUCGAACAGCUUCAGAUGCUAACCAAGUUAACUCUACGGAGUACCCAACUGGAGUAUCAUGCCAUAUUAGUACUUGCGAAGCUCCCAAAUCUUGCCAUUCUGCGUCUUUGUGAUGGUUCGUUUAGGUGGGCUGAACUCAACUUCCAUUUCUGCCCUGAGAGCUUUAAAAGUCUGACGGCAUUGGAGCUUGAAUUUCUACCUGGCCUCAACUCGGUUGAGUUUGAACAAAAUGCAAUGCCUAAUCUUGAGCUGAUACGGGUACUCCAUUGUUUUUAUGGAGGUGCCGAUGGGUUUUCCGGGAUACAAUUUCUGUCAGGUCUCAAGGAAGUUUCACUCAAGGGUCACAAGGGCGACUUCAAUGAAAAAUUCAAGAAAGACUUGCGGGAACAACUGUCCAAGAAUUCUAACAAGCCAAAUCUGAAGAUGGAGGACAUGGCGAAAUGGCUCUCGGCUGCACCUGCUCCCGCUCUUAUCUUGAACAGUAAAUUCGAAACAAACAAUUAG
Messenger RNA from Triticum turgidum subsp. durum (durum wheat), 2610 nucleotides. The record is from the annotation of a GenBank genome assembly. NCBI's taxonomy places the organism in Eukaryota, Viridiplantae, Streptophyta, Magnoliopsida, Poales, Poaceae.